Molecule: messenger RNA, 696 nt
Organism: Trichoplax adhaerens
Lineage: Eukaryota; Metazoa; Placozoa; Uniplacotomia; Trichoplacea; Trichoplacidae
Exons: 6
Coding region: 1-696 (231 amino acids)
Biological process (GO): positive regulation of actin filament depolymerization; actin filament depolymerization; locomotion
Cellular component (GO): cortical actin cytoskeleton
Molecular function (GO): actin filament binding
Source: RefSeq, a predicted model, not a curated record
AUGCUUACCGUUGGAGACGAAGUUUACACCGUAGGAAUUGACGAUUGCAUGAAAAAGUUUUCAACCGCAUCUAACGAGUACAGUUCUUAUUCCCUGAAAUUAGACUCUCAACCUCGCGCUUUGUGUAGUGGGGGAGGCAACAUUAUUUUUGUUGCGUGCAUGAACGAGAUCUCGAUCACUAAUGAAGGCCAAAAAGAAAAUAGUUUACUUGUGAAGUAUGAGCCAAACAGUAUCUCAUUCAACUCUGUAACUUGUGAACUAGCUGUUGGAAGUAGCAAGGAAAAUUUCGUGUAUGUUUACAAAGUAAGCGGGUAUAACUUGGAAGAAAUAACUAAGGUAUCUGUGAGAGGUACUCCGUCGCAUCUGGCAUAUUCGCCAAAUGGCGAAUUGUUAGCUGUUGGAGAUUCUCAAAGAUGUCUCACCGUAAUGGCAACAAAGGCUUACUCUGUAACACUACAUAGUUGGAGUUAUCAUACCGCCCGAGUAUCGUACCUUGCUUGGUCACCUGAUUCUACAUAUAUUGCAUCUGGUGGCAUUGAUUCCAAUGUUAUAUUGUGGUCAGUUGCCGAUGCUGGCAAGAAAGCAAUCGUCAAAGGAGCCCAUCCGAUGUCCCCUGUGAAUGGUAUUGUCUGGUUGGACAAUUCUUCAUUCGUAUCUGUUGGCAGCGACUGUUGUACAAGAUUAUGGGAUAUAUAG